Molecule: messenger RNA, 2232 nt
Organism: Rhodotorula graminis WP1
Lineage: Eukaryota; Fungi; Basidiomycota; Microbotryomycetes; Sporidiobolales; Sporidiobolaceae
Exons: 7
Coding region: 1-2112 (703 amino acids)
Biological process (GO): chromatin remodeling
Cellular component (GO): RSC-type complex
Molecular function (GO): protein binding
Source: RefSeq, a predicted model, not a curated record
AUGGCCGACACUGCAGGCUCGCCGCCGCCUCCCUCGUCGCGCAAGAAGCGGGUUCGAGGCGGGGUCGACACCUCGCUGAUCAUCGAGGAGCCGCGCAAGCGCAAGUACAUGGGCGUCGAGCUCGGCGGCCCCUCGACUCGGCACGGCGGCCGCUCCGGGUCACCCAACCCUGCCACGAUCCCGGCGACCGACCCCGAGGGCUUUGAGCGCGUCAAGGAGCAAGGCACCCAGCUGUACGACCGCUUGGUCGCGCAGACGGACCCGAGCGACCCCGCCCGUCCGCUCUACUACGCCUUCUCCGAGCUGCCGAGCCGCGACGACUAUCCCGACUACUACAAGAUGAUCAAGAAGCCCAUCUCGUUCACUGAGAUCAAGGCCAAGCUCGACGGUCGCCAGUACGCCUGUUUGUCCGACCUGCGCACCGACAUCAACCAGAUCUAUGUCAACGCAAAGCGGUACAACGCGCCCGGGUCCCAGAUCUUCCUCGACGCCAAGAAGCAGCACAAACUGCUCAAGGACACGUACGCCGUCAUGACGGGCGAGGCGCCUCCUCCAGAAGAGCACGACGAGCACGACGAGGCGCCUCAACCUGCGCCGGCGCGAGGUCGGCAGUCGGGCGGCGCUCGAGGUGGAGGGGCCGAGACGGGCGGUGCAACGGCCGGCGGCAAGGCGGCGACGCUUCGACCAUGGCUCAACGGCAAGCUCGACGACGUGAUUGCGCUCGAGGACGCCAACGGCCGCAACUACGCCGAGAACUUCCACGUCCUGCCCGACCGCGGCCUGUGGCCCGAUUACUACCAGCUCAUCGCCGAGCCCAUGGCGUUCGAGACGGUGCGCGCCCGCGUCCAGAAGAACCACUACAAGGCCGUCGAGCCGUUCUACCAGGACGUCAUGACGAUCUUCGAAAACGCCAUGUUCUACAACGAGGAGUCGAGCCGCAUCUGGAAGGACGCCAUGGUGCUCAAGAAGCACUUUGGCAACAUCAUGCAGGAGGAGCCGCCCGAGUACGUGCCGCCCAAGAAGUCGCACAAGCGGCGGCCCGAGCCCGACAUCAGCGUGUCGGGCCCGGCGACGGGCAGCGGCUCUCGCAGCCGGCGCCAGAGCUCGACGUUCCCCGCCGGCGAGGACGGCGUCGGGUCCGAGGCGGGCGGGUACGAGGACGAGGACGCGUCGGAGGAUGAGGCGAGCCGGCACGGUUCGGUCGCGCCCGCCGCUCAGCAGCAGCAGCAGCCUCAGCCGUUCGCGGGCGUCGUCCAGCCCAAGCCGGAGGACAUCCCGAUCGGCGACCCGUACGCCCUGCCCGGUGGCUCGCCCGCACUCGCCGCCGCGCUUGCCCUGCCCGACAACCCGCUCCUCGGCCUCGGGUCGGCGUCCGCCGCGCUCCUCAACUCGCCGUUCCCUGCGCCCGGCCCUGGUGCCGCCUCGCUCGUCUCCCCUUCCUUCAAAACCCUCCUCAACGGCUCGACGUCGCCGAGCAUGCCCCUGAAUGGCCGGUCUCUGCACGCCGCACCGACCGCGCCCGACGCCGCCGCCCCGACUACCUUCCACCCUCGCCUCGUCGCCCGCCUCUCGGCGCCCGACUCAAGCGCGCCCCUCCUGACGCGCUUCGAGGUGCGCUGCGUCCCGAGCGGCGCGGCCUUCACGCUCGACACGGCGCUCCUGCGGCAGCACGCGCUCGCCGUCCCGAGCGACACGCAGCGCGUCGAGAUCACGCCCGUCCUCGCCGGCGCGCCCUCGUCCUCCAGGUCGACUGCAAAGGGCAAAGGGCGCGCAGCGGCGAACGGCGGCGCCGCAGCAGGAGCAGGAGCCGGGCGCAUCGUCGCCGCACGAGCCCGGCCCGCAGCGCUCGUCUCGCUCGUCGAGGACGCUGUCGAGCUCCCGCCCGCCGCUCGAGCCGACGGCAGCGCCGACCUCGACGUCGCGGUCGACGGCGGGUCGAGCCGGUCGGGCCCGAAGCGGUACGCGCUCGUCGAGCCGAGAGCUGGGCUCAGCACGCUCGAGUUUGUCGUUGGGCCGGCCGGGGCGGCGAGCGAGGGCGACGGGCAGGACGACGGGCAGGUGCAGGCGUUGAGGGACGGCGAGGAGGUGUACAGGCUGUUUGUCACGCGGUGAGCGGGCGUGGGUCUGCUCGGACGAGGGCUGGUCGGGCGAAGCGAGGCUCUCUCUCUCUCGUACAGCCAUAGCGCGCGCGCAGAGUUGUUGGACUAGAAAUGCAGUACGGUGUUCUCACUC